AUGAGUAUCCACACAAGAGAGAAGUGGCACACAUGCGAUCAAUGCGACAAAAUGUUUCUGUGGGCUUCAGUCCUGAAGAAUCACCUGAGAGUUCAUACAAAGGAGAAGCCACAUUCAUGUCAUUUGUGUGGAAAGAGUUUUUCACGUCUACAAACUUUGAAAGAACAUCAGAUGAUGCAUACUGGUGUGAGAGAGUACAUGUGCUUUGAGUGUGAGAAGACUUUUACUACAGCAAACUUUUUAAAACAGCACGAGAGGAUUCACACCGGAGAGAAACCAUAUAAGUGUUCACACUGUGACAAGAGAUUCAAUCAGUCAGGAAAUCUGAAAACGCACGAGAAGAUCCACACUGGAGAGAAACUGUACAAGUGUUCACACUGUGACAAGAGAUUCAAUCAGUCAGGAUACCUGAAAACACAUGAGAGGAUCCACACUAGAGAGAAACCUUACAAGUGUUCACACUGUGACAAGAGAUUCAGUCAUUCAUCACAUCUGAAAACACACGAGAGGAUCCACACUGGAGAGAAACCAUAUCACUGCACUGCAUGUGGGAAAAGCGUGUUGGAGCCUGAGCCGGUGCGGGCGUGCCCGGCGGGCUCCAGCACAUAG
Molecule: messenger RNA, 609 nt
Organism: Sinocyclocheilus anshuiensis
Lineage: Eukaryota; Metazoa; Chordata; Actinopteri; Cypriniformes; Cyprinidae
Product: zinc finger protein 85-like
Exons: 2
Coding region: 1-609 (202 amino acids)
Biological process (GO): regulation of transcription by RNA polymerase II
Molecular function (GO): RNA polymerase II cis-regulatory region sequence-specific DNA binding; DNA-binding transcription factor activity
Source: RefSeq, a predicted model, not a curated record